Molecule: messenger RNA, 2794 nt
Organism: Sinocyclocheilus rhinocerous
Lineage: Eukaryota; Metazoa; Chordata; Actinopteri; Cypriniformes; Cyprinidae
Product: flotillin-2a
Exons: 11
Coding region: 203-1489 (428 amino acids)
Biological process (GO): regulation of myoblast differentiation; protein localization to plasma membrane
Cellular component (GO): flotillin complex; cytoplasmic vesicle; plasma membrane
Molecular function (GO): protease binding
Source: RefSeq, a predicted model, not a curated record
GUAACAGUCGUCAUAUCUCUGAAAGGGCGGUGACUUCUGGUGCAUGCGAGCAGAAAUCGGGAGGAAUAUAGUGUACACAAACUGCUUUGAAUGCCUUGUCUUUGUAUCUGACUGUUUUCAAUACACUGUUCCGUCGUCCUUGGAAAAAAAGUAGUAAUCUCACGUUCCGAAUAGCUUUUUAAAGCCGUCGGUCAGGAAAAAUAUGGGGAGUUGCCACACGGUAGGACCAAACGAAGCCUUGGUGGUAUCAGGUGGUUGCUGUGGCUCUGAUGGGAAGAGCUAUACAGUGGGCGGCUGGGCCUGGGCAUGGUGGCUUAUCACCGACAUACAGAAGAUAACCCUUGAGAUUAUGACCCUGCAACCCAAGUGUGAGGAUGUAGAGACAGCGGAGGGGGUAGCUAUUACUGUCACAGGUGUGGCACAGGUGAAGGUCAUGACUGACAAUGAGUUGCUGGGUUAUGCCUGUGAACAGUUCCUGGGCAAGACCGUGGCAGAGAUUAAAAGUGUCAUUCUGCAGACACUGGAAGGUCACCUGCGCUCUAUUCUGGGGACUCUGACGGUGGAGCAGAUCUACCAGGAUAGGGAUCAGUUUGCCAAGCUGGUGAGGGAGGUGGCGGCACCUGAUGUGGGCAGGAUGGGCAUUGAGAUCCUAAGCUUUACUAUCAAGGAUGUGUAUGAUAAGGUGGACUAUUUGAGCUCCUUGGGGAAAUCCCAGACUGCUGCUGUUCAGAGAGAUGCUGACAUUGGUGUGGCUGAAGCAGAGAGAGACGCUGGAAUCAGGGAAGCAGAAUGUAAGAAGGAGAUGAUGGAUGUUAAAUUCCAAGCCGAUACAAGAAUGGCAGACUCAAAGAGAGAGCUGGAGAUGCAGAAGGCUGCCUUCAAUCAAGAAGUGAACACAAAGAAAGCUGAGGCGCAAUUGGCCUAUGAGCUUCAGGCAGCCAAGGAGCAGCAGAAGAUCAGACUGGAGGAGAUUGAGAUCGAGGUGGUUCAGAGGAAGAAGCAGAUCACCAUUGAGGAGAAAGAGAUCCUCAGGACAGAUAAAGAGCUGAUCGCCACCGUGAGGAGACCAGCUGAGGCUGAAGCCUACAAAAUGCAGCAGCUCGCAGAGGCACAGAAGAUAAAGAAGGUGUUGACGGCACAGGCUGAAGCGGAGAAGAUCAAGCGUAUUGGAGAAGCAGAGGCCGGCUCCAUUGAGGCUGUGGGUAAAGCCGAAGCAGAGAAGAUGAGGCUCAAAGCUGAGGCCUAUCAGCAGUACGGAGAGGCUGCAAAGACUGCCCUCGUCCUGGAGGCUCUGCCAAAGAUUGCUGAACAGGUGGCAGCACCCUUACGUCGUACCAAUGAGAUUGUGAUCCUGAGCGGCGACGGUGGCCGUGUUACUGGGGAAGUGAAUCGUCUGUUAGCUGAACUACCUGUUUCUGUAAACGCCCUCACAGGGGUGGAUCUGUCCAAGAUCCCUUUGCUUCAGAAAAUGACCAAUCCUCAAGCUUGAACACGCUCCUUUGACUCUGCUGCCUUUCUGACACUCCCAUAUUGAUUGCCUUGAAAAGAAACAAGCUGUUUUCUUUUUACAGAAACGAGGAAUUUAUAUUUUAGACCCCUGGUGCCUUACCUCUGCAGGACCAGAAUCUCGUCACUUAUAUCCUUUUUUGUCUGUUUUUUUGCCUCUUUUGUUGAAACAACAUACCUCAAUUAUAGUUAUUUUGUUAAUCGCAGAACUGUAUCAUAAAAUUCACUAGUGGGCAGCUGCAGAUGUGUGUGUGUAUGUAGUGAUUUAGAAGACAAGGAAGUAUUUCCAUUUGAAUUGGUAGCUAAGGUUGUAUUCACAGUUACGUUUAUGCAAUGUAUGAAGAUAUAUAGAAGUAUAGUGUAGAAGAGCCAUUAGGUUUGUUACAGCAUGUUUAUUGGAUUGAUCAACUGGGCCUUUGAAAUCAUUCAUCAUUGUGAAGACAUUUCUGUUCAGGUCAAAUAGUGACACAGUAGUGAGGAGAACUGACUUUUAGUUUAUCUAACCAAUACGUUUAGACAUAGGUUCAUUUGUAAACAUCUGUUUUGUAUAGUUCAAACAGGAAGCACUGUAGUCAUUUUUUAAAGUAGGAUGAAAACAAUCUUUUUUUUUUUUUUUACUUUGCUUUUAGGGUUGUAGGUCAAACCACGCGUUCACUGUGCAGUCGUUCAUCUAAAACUUACGCCAUGUGAUUCAUAAUCAUAUCUGUAUGUAUAUUCUUUGAGAAUGUUUUGCCUAUUUUUGGAUAAUAAGUAGUGGUCCAAAUGCAUUUUUACUGACACCCCAAGCAAAGGCAAAAGUAUCUUUAUUUUUUCAUUGCAGAAAACCUCCGAUAUAAUUUACCUCAUCCAAUGUUUAUGCAGACGAUAAAGCUUUGGUCCUCUUCUGUUGGCUGCAAGUAAGAUUUUAUGACUGCAGCCAAACUGACAGUACAGAACCCAGUGCACUUUUUUGUCUACUGUUAAAUCUACAAAUUUGGAGAGUGAUACUGUGCAUUUUUAGUUGAGCAUCUACCAUGUUCAUAGUUUCCUUGAAGAUACUCUGUGCCUUACAGAGUUUUCCCCAUAUUGAAUAACUUCAGUUAUUUUUUUAAUUCAGUGAUGCAGCUUGAUUAUAACAGGUCUUCUUCCUCUUUUUUUAUGUUUUAACCGCAAUAUUUUAAAUAAUGUCACAUGUAUUCUGUUCCUAAAGUGCUAAUUAUCAUCAUUCAGAUAAUGUGAGAGCUCUGUCAAGUAUAUGUCAAUUAACUCUGCUUCAACUGUUUUUUCCCCAUUGAGAGUGACUAUAUUU